Molecule: messenger RNA, 2094 nt
Organism: Bacidia gigantensis
Lineage: Eukaryota; Fungi; Ascomycota; Lecanoromycetes; Lecanorales; Ramalinaceae
Exons: 4
Coding region: 1-2094 (697 amino acids)
Biological process (GO): protein import into nucleus
Cellular component (GO): nuclear membrane; cytoplasm
Source: RefSeq, a predicted model, not a curated record
AUGUCUUCAAUUGGUAGCCUCGCCUCUAAUCCCUCGAGACACACACAUGUCACUACAGCCGAGAUCUUUCCAGCGGUGGAAGAUCUGUUCGAGUGGAACCAGAGUAUCCUAGAUCUAUGCUCACAAUUAUAUCUGAAGUCAGCAGAAGAUCAUAGUAGCAAAGAGAUGUCUUUAUCCUGGAUUGUGAAGGUUUUGCACAGUGACCAAUUGAAAGCAGUCUUGUGGUACAUUACCAUACUGGUAGAGGAAGCUACUAAAAUCAAAUCUUCAGCUCCAGAAAUCUGGAGCAUUGAUCAAAGUGUCGCAGCUGAAUUAUGUGAUAUCGACUUGCUACUACGUACCGCUCUAGAGCCCCCUCUGAGAGGCAAUGAUGGACCUCCUGGUUCGCCAGUCGUGUUCGAAUGCUUUCGAGUUCCAGAUCGAGAAGACGUCAGCAGAAAGACAACUCUUAAAGCCAUAAUUUCACUGCUCCUAGACUGCCUGGACUUCGACCAAUUUUGUUCUCCAGCUUUUGAUAUGUUCGAGGACCUACUAGAUCGCUUCCCUGGAUUCUAUGAUUCGAGUCAUCUUAGAUCAAUAGCAGCAAAGAUUGAUUCGCCAGCCGGCCGUCGCCUCAUCCUACAAUUGCAAGAAGGUCAGGAGAGCGAUGAAGCCACUGCACUCGUCGGACUGCUAAUUGCCUAUUCUGAUGUCUCCAUUCAGGAUAUUGUUCGAGCUCAACACAGUCAUGAUAAGGGGGUGAAGGAGUCCUUGCUCGAGGUUAUGAGAUGCCCUGGCUACCUUGGUGUAGAUGAUCUUGUCACUCCACGCUUAUUUGAAACGUGGACGACAUACCUUGGGUUUCUUCAAGAGGUCGAACCGGAUGACAGUACCAGGGACGCCGUGGGACAACUAGUGAGCCUUAUCGAAAUCUGCCUGAACAAAUCUUGUUGGCCUGCGGACCCCGAAGAAUGCUGGACUAGAGAUGAGAGGAAACAAUUCAGUACUUGUCGGAAAGACAUCAUAGAUUUGUUUCAGACUGUAUACCUUGUGUGUGGGCCGGACCUUUUCCACUUAGUUGCGCGUCAAGCCAUGGAAUCUUGUGGUCAAAGCCAGUGGAUCACUCUGGAGGCUUCUUUGGUCGUCCUAAAUGGUCUGUCAGAGACAUCAGCUGUGUCUGAAGCAAGUAUACACAAGACUGUCUCAAUUGUCCUUAGUUCUCCGAUUUUCGAACCGAUUGAUAUUCGGUCACCAUGGUUCCGUCUUAGGGUCAAGCAAGAGCGACUCAACAUGAUUUUGAGCUACGCUGCCUUCUUUGAGAGUUAUGCCCAUAUGCUGCCGGCAUGCUUGAAGUUCGUAUUUCAAUGUUUGGAUGAUAUGCAAGUUGGCGGUCUGGCCGCUAAAUGCAUAUUGCGGUUGACUACACUAUAUCGCGACGAGAUGACAAACGACUUGGAGACCUUUUUGCGAGUCUGGAAAACUAUCUUUGAUAAUGAGGAAUAUGAUAGUGACGUCAAAGAAACAUUUACAAAUGCAAUCGCGGUCAUCAUACAAGCCCAACCCACAGAUAUCGCUAAAUUUUGGCCGCUCAAAGACAUUAUUAGUUUGAUCGAAUGCAGACUGAAUCUAGGAUUGGAUGACUUGCCUACGAAUCAUAUUCAGGGCAAAUUAAAGAUCUUGAACGCUUUACGCUGCGUGGUGCGGUUAGGUAAAGGCUUGCAGGCCCCUGACGAACUCUCAAUUGUGUCUUCGGAACCUUCAUUGAAUCCUCAAUUCUGGACCCAAGACGCGGGCAAGAGGUUACAAGAGGCCCUGCUUGGAAUUAUUGAGCUUGCAAUCAGGACUCUGCCUGACUCCAUCCUUGUCAUUGAAUCUAUAUGUGACAUUUUCCGUGCUGGCUAUCACGAAACUAUGCCAGGACUCUUCGUCUUUCCGCCCACAGCAACAGCAAAAUUUGUUCUUGCGACGAAUACGUACAUGCCGAGAUUGGAUUAUGUCUUUGAAACGGCAGGUAUGAUGCUGGGUACGCAGUCGGUGACAUCAGAUAUUAUUGUCCAGGAGAGUGCACAAAGCAUGUUAGAACAUGCAAAGAGAAUCGUCAUGGCUGCAGGUUAG